Molecule: messenger RNA, 2522 nt
Organism: Callorhinchus milii (elephant shark)
Lineage: Eukaryota; Metazoa; Chordata; Chondrichthyes; Chimaeriformes; Callorhinchidae
Gene: rint1
Product: RAD50 interactor 1
Exons: 13
Coding region: 35-2338 (767 amino acids)
Biological process (GO): endoplasmic reticulum to Golgi vesicle-mediated transport; retrograde vesicle-mediated transport, Golgi to endoplasmic reticulum; regulation of ER to Golgi vesicle-mediated transport
Cellular component (GO): Dsl1/NZR complex
Source: RefSeq, a predicted model, not a curated record
GGCGGAAGUGGUCACGUGGCGGGGAGGAGCUGUCAUGGCGGCGGAGGGCCCGCGGCGCGGGGCCGGGGCCGGGGCUGACGGUUGGUCGGUCACCGCUGAGGUGGCUGAGCGCGUGCAGCGGGAGUUCGGGACCGAUCCCAAAUCACUGAGCAAACUGGGGAGGAUGACGGAGGAGCUCGCGGCCUACAAACUGAACCUGGAGGAGCAGGUACUUACUGUUUCAUCUGAAGUACCGAAAAAGAUUGAAAAUGCAUUCAAGAAUGCUGAAAACUCCAAAAGUCUGCUAAGUGACCUACUUAAGAACCAUACAGUUUUAUCCGAAUCGAUCAGCAAUCAUCUAGUCACAGCACAAACCUGGAUGGAGGAACUGAAUGCUUUAAUUGGACAGAUUGAACAGAUUGAGCGGCACCUCUGGUACUUGAAGUGGAUUUCACAAAUAGAGGAGUUAAGUGAUUGUAUUCAGCAGCACUUGAUGACUAAUAGUGUCUCAGAUGCUGCCAGCACCCUGGUGUCUAUGGCAGAACUGGAUAUAAAGCUUCAAAAAUCAUCUUGCAAUCAUCUGCUCAGAUUCAUCAGAUCCACUGUCAAAUUCUGGCAUAAAAUUCUCAAGGACAGGCUGACACAUGAUUUUGAAGAUGUCUUAAAGCAGCUGCAUUGGCCUUUCAUCGGACCACCACAGAGCCAGACUCUCACCCUGCUACCUGCAGCAAACGCAGCAGAGCUCCAGAACAACCUGGAGGCACUCUUCACUCAGCUUCUCAAGUUACAGACUUCAGAUGAACUAAUCACUAAACAGAAACAGUUACCCGAAAAAUACGACAUUCCUCCUUCGUUACCCAUUGCACUACCCAUACAGCUCAUGUUGCUGCCACUACAGAUGAGAUUCAAGUACCACUUUUCUGGGAACAGGCAAACCAACGUGUUGAACAAGCCAGAAUGGUACCUGACACAAGUGCUGAUGUGGAUUGUAAACCAUUCCAAAUUUCUUGAAGAAAAAAUUCAGCCCAUCAUAGACAAAGCAGGUUCGUUUUUGGAUGCCAGGCUGGAGUUCUCACGGGGUCUGGUGAUGCUGGUUCUGGAGAAGAUGUCUGAUGAUAUUCCCAGGCUCCUGUAUGAUGACAGCCUAUUUUGUCAUAUGGUAGAUGAAGCGUUGCUGUUUGAAAAGGAGCUGCACAGUGCCCACGGCUAUCCUAGCAACCUCCCGGGUUGCAUGCACAUCCUGUCAGAAGAAACCUGCUUUCAGAAAUGGCUAACAGUGGAAAGAAAAUUUGCUUUAGAAAAAAUGGAUUCUGUGCUAUCCUCAGAAGCUGCCUGGACAUCCCAGUAUAAGGACAUCACUGAUGUUGAUGAGAUGAAAGCUCCAGAUUGUGCUGAAACAUUCAUGACUCUUCUUCUGGUCAUUACAGACCGCUACAAGUCCCUUCCUACAGCUGCUCGUAAACUCCGGUUUCUGGAACUGCAGAAGGAGCUGAUCGAUGAUUUCAGGAUUCGCUUGACUCAAGUGAUGAAGGAAGAGACUCGUUCGCCUCUAGGAUCUCGUUAUUGUGCCAUCCUGAACGCGGUCAACUAUAUAGCAGCAAUGCUGGGAGAUUGGGCAGACAAAGUGUUCUUCCUGCAGCUUCAGCAGGCGUCACUGGACGUUUGUGCAGAGAGAGACACUAUCACCGAGCUGCAGCUUGGGCAAUUGGCCUCACUUGAAAGCUCCGUCUUUGAUGAUAUGAUUGACCUACUGGAACGCCUCCGGCAUGACAUGCUUGCUCGGCAAGUCGAGUAUAUCUUCAGAGAGGUUAAGGACAAAGCAAAACCGUACAAAAAAGAGAGGUGGUUAUUCUUGCCAUCGCAGUCAGACCAGGCUGUGAUGUGCUUGUCGAAUUCGGCCUGCCCAAUGUUACUCACGCUUCGAGAUCGAUUGCUACAAUUGGAGCAGCAACUGUGCUAUUCACUUUUUAAGUCAUUCUGGCAAACACUAUCAGAGAAGCUGGACCUGUUCAUCUACCAGGAUAUUAUAUUGGCGAAUCAUUUUAACGAAGGUGGCUCGACCCAGCUACAGUUUGACAUGACACGGAAUCUUUUCCCGCUGUUCGCCCACUAUUGCAAAAGACCUGAAAAUUACUUCAAACAAAUAAAAGAAGCUUGUAUUGUUCUAAACCUGAACAUGGGGUCAGCGCUGCUGUUACGGGAAAUGCUGCAGACUCCCUCUAACAGUGAUACAGUCUCCAACUCUAAACUGCCCUCGGCCACAGCAGCUCUCAAUGAAAUCGGAGUAUUUAAACUGGCUCCACGGGACGUCGAAAUUCUGUUGAAUUUACGGACAAACUGGCCAAACACAGGCAAAUAAUCGAAUCUUUGAUUUAGUUGGAACACGAAUGUUGCACUUGGAUUUGAGGCGACGAUAUUGGUCUCACUCUAGCGUGCUCGGUGCAGAAACGUGAUGGGUGAUGAAGGAUUGAGGAUAAGAAAACACACAGACUAUUUGGCAUUCGUUAAAUGUCUGACUCCGUGAAUUAAAACUAUUAUGCUGA